Epinephelus moara (kelp grouper) is the source of this 10249-nucleotide messenger RNA. RefSeq names its product transforming growth factor, beta receptor 1 b (gene tgfbr1b). The record is from RefSeq and is a predicted model, not a curated record. The transcript has 9 exons. The coding region runs from base 54 to 1577 and encodes 507 amino acids. Gene Ontology annotation, cellular component: plasma membrane; activin receptor complex. Gene Ontology annotation, molecular function: activin receptor activity, type I; SMAD binding; ATP binding. NCBI's taxonomy places the organism in Eukaryota, Metazoa, Chordata, Actinopteri, Perciformes, Serranidae. Gene Ontology annotation, biological process: transforming growth factor beta receptor signaling pathway; nervous system development; protein phosphorylation.
CCUCAGCGCUGGGAGAAGUUAGCACUCGACUGCCAGUCUGGUCCGUAGCCACGAUGGAUGCAAUACCAUGCCUUCUGUUCGUCCUCCUGUUCGGGACAAGGGUACAAGAAAAUAACGCCCUCCAGUGUUACUGUGACCGCUGCAGUGCCAACUCCAGCUGCACGACAGACGGCGUCUGUUUCGUCGCCAUCCGCAAGUCGGGCAGCCGGCUUACCACCGAGCAGCGCCAGUGCGUGCACGAAAACGAACUGAUCCCACGAGACCGGCCCUUCAUCUGUGCCCCGUCUGUCAAACAUGACACGGGCAUUUUCCCCAUGUGCUGUACCGCGGACUACUGCAACAAAGAGCCCAACCUCGAAGUCUUCCCUGUGCCCACAGUAAAGCCUCCUCCACUGGGCCCCGUGGCCCUCGCAGCAGUGAUCGCCGGCCCGGUGUGCGUGCUCUGCCUGCUGCUGGUCUUGGCGUUCUAUGUUUGCCACAGCCACAGGGGUCUGGGGGCCGGGGGAGCUGGGGCCCAUCACCACCACCACCACCGGGUGCCCAAUGAAGAGGACCCCUCCAUGGACCACCCCUUCAUCACUGUCGGAACAACGCUGAAGGACCUCAUCUAUGACAUGACCACCUCGGGCUCUGGAUCAGGUCUGCCACUGCUGGUCCAAAGGACGAUCGCCAGGACCAUCAUCCUCCAGGAGAGCAUCGGGAAGGGCCGUUUCGGGGAGGUGUGGCGGGGUAAAUGGCGCGGCGAGGAGGUGGCAGUGAAAAUCUUCUCCUCACGGGAGGAGCGCUCCUGGUUCCGCGAGGCUGAGAUCUACCAGACGGUGAUGCUGAGACACGAGAACAUUCUGGGCUUCAUCGCUGCCGAUAACAAAGAUAACGGGACGUGGACUCAGCUGUGGCUGGUGUCUGAUUACCAUGAGCACGGUUCGCUGUUCGACUACCUGAACCGCUACACAGUCACUGUGGAGGGCAUGAUCAAACUGUCCCUGUCCACAGCCAGCGGCCUCGCCCACCUUCACAUGGAGAUCGUGGGAACACAAGGGAAACCUGCUAUUGCACACAGAGACCUGAAGUCAAAGAACAUUCUGGUGAAGAAGAACGGGACCUGCUGCAUCGCCGACCUGGGUCUUGCUGUCCGCCACGACUCGGCCACCGACACCAUCGACAUUGCUCCAAACCACAGAGUGGGAACCAAAAGGUAUAUGGCUCCGGAGGUCCUGGACGACUCCAUAAACAUGAAACACUUUGAGUCUUUCAAGCGAGCUGACAUCUACGCCAUGGGCCUGGUCUUUUGGGAGAUCGCCAGCCGCUGCUCUAUGGGAGGCAUCCACGAGGACUACCAGCUGCCCUACUACGACCUGGUCCAGUCAGAUCCAUCAGUGGAGGAGAUGAGGAAGGUUGUGUGUGAGCAGAAGCUUCGGCCUAACAUUCCCAACCGCUGGCAGAGCUGUGAGGCCUUGCGGGUGAUGGCGAAGAUAAUGAGGGAGUGUUGGUAUGCCAACAGUGCCGCCCGACUCACCGCUCUCCGAAUCAAGAAAACCCUGUCUCAGCUCAGCCAACAGGAAGGAAUCAAGAUGUAGACACAGCUACCAAACACACACACACACACACACACACACACACACACACACCUCUGACUGGCAUCCAUAUCGUUAGCAUUACAGCAUUAUUAUCUUCAUUAUUAUUCAUCGACUGUUCCUCCCCUUUGGGUUGAAGGGAAGCGAAGACUUUUCCCCCCUUGUGCUCUUUUUAUUUUCUCAUCCCAUUUCAUUCAUCAACAAACUGCUGAGUCCUGCACAUGAAACUGAGGAACCGUGUGUGUAUGUGUGUGUCUCACUGGGCUGCCACACACACAUGAAUGGCUGGAUGGAUCUAAUGAGGGAUGGUUGUGCCUGAAGGGGAUAACAGAGGCAUUAAAGGAAGCCUCCCCUCAUUAUCCUCCAUCUUCCUUUACUACAUUCAACACAUGAAGUCUCUGAAAGACCCAUUGGGGCGAUUGGUGUCCAUCUCAACUCCCGCCUCCACCACUCAUCACAUCAGCAACCAAUAAGAGCUCAGACCCCUCAGGUAGAGAUAAGGCCAGCCAGGCAGCUGGGAAUCACCUGGGAGGCCUCUGAGCUGCCGGAUCAUCUUCACCAUCACCUGCUCAUUUGUAUAUUAGCAUUUCAUUCUUGUCUUCAGAGUGUUAAGCUACUCUUCAGUAGGGCUGCAAGUUGCUCAUUUACAUCUCUGAAUAAUUUGAAUCAUGGAAAAUCUCCGACCAUUAGAGUCACUAAAAUGUGUUUAAAAAAUCCAAAUGGAACUUUUGGAUUGAUCCAAGCCAUGUGAUCUGUCAGUACAUAGUUUAAUGAACGUAACUAUGUGCACCGCCCCACACUCACUUACAGUGAGGGGUGUACUCACAUGCAGUUUAAUAUCAACAUGUAGAACAUUUCCAUACCAGUUAACCUGUUUGUCAUGUCUUUGACAAGCAGCCGUUUUUCUUGGGAAGUACAUUUUCCAUUUUGCUAAUGUGCGCUGCACAUUUGGUUCAACAUGCUUUUGAAAUACACAGAACAGUGGAGAGAUGUUUUUUCGCAGAUUCACCUGAAGCAAUUGUUUAUCUUGGCCACUGGUCUACUGCUAGAGAAGGGAACAGCAGAAAAAAGCUCUGACAUUUACCGGCUGUCAGAAUCCUCUUAAUCUCCGAGCUGACAGUGACUCGGCCAUCAUCAAAAGUAUUUCAGAGAUUCGACAAAGAAAACUGAUGUGAAGCUGUUUGCAGUCCUACUCUGGAGUCGUGUUACAGUAGCAUUGGGAACUGAAGCUUGGACCUGGGGGUCAUGGGACAGUCUGUAAGCCGCCCUGUGGGGUCCAGACAAACAACGGCUUCAUCUGUUCUUCGUCUAGUCAAGUUGUGAGCAGAACCUCUCAUCUCUGCAACAAUUUUGCACCUGUUUUUUUUUUUUUUCAUUUGUUACUGUUGUGUGUCCCCGUCUCCCUCCGUACGGUCGGGGAGGCGGACAGGUCAGUUUAAUUUAUUGUGUUUUUAAAUUUUCUUUCUGGUGGCAGGGGAUCUUUUUUGCAAGACUAAACUGGACAUGAUGACCUCAUUCAUUUUUGGCGAACAUGCUGCAACAUAUGCAAUAUACAGUAGAUAAAUGUGUCUAUUUUCUAUACUCUGCUCUGCUAAACCACAAACAGCAAGAACUACAACACCAACAACAAUCAGCUGCCACCAUGCCUUCCAAGCCAGCUGUUACCGGAAAGUGCCAGUGCUUUAACAACCCAACUCCUCUCAUGUCGGCUGCUGUGGAGUGUUUGCUCUCACGUGUAUGCAGCUCUGUGCGCGUGUGUGUCAAGAGGAGGCCUGCGGGAGCCAUGCCGAGCAUACAGCAAGCUCGUACUAUGCACACCCAAGAAGUAAGGACGGGAAGCAAGGAGGGACACACACCGCCUACACAGCACCCACAACCCAGCCGACUCUCUGGUGCCAUUUUGUCAAACCCCUCCCCCCUCACCACCUGAGCACCCAGCCACCUCAGCAACAACUCAUCGUACAGCUUCUCCUCCCAGUGGACUGAGUCUGGAAACUGAGCUCCAGCACCUCAAACUGUGUUUAGUUGGAAAAACGAUGCCACAAACGCUCACGGCGGCUUUGGAAAAAAAAAAAAAAAAAAGACACAAAGACUUUUAAGCAUUACUGAUGUUGCCCUAUAAAUGUAAACUCUUGGAUUUCUGAUUUUCGUUCUUUUCACGUGUUUUGCGCCGUUGACAGCGCAGCAGCGUAAAAUCAACCUUUCAAGCGUUUUCUUCUUUGUAGGAUAAUCAACAAUGAGGUACAUUCAUUUAAAUAUAGCAAACGGAGAUUUACUAAGCCAUAGAUUUUCCAGGUUGUGUAUUAUUUUUUUCCUUUUUUUUGUGGCAAGGUCUUUUUCUACUAGAAUGUACAUUUACGAAAAACAAAAGACGAAAAAACAUGCGUAAAAAAGACAAUAUUGUCAUUUCAGCUUAGCAAGCCUUAAGGGACCAACGCAUAAGAGUCAUGAUCUGCUCUUAUUAUUAUUUUCUUUAUUUUGUUUGUAAUUACAUAUAUAUAUAUAUAUAUAUAUCCAUGUAUAUAUAUUUGAUUACAAUGAUGUCUCUCUAAAGGACAAAAAAAAAUAUAUGUAGCACCUGAUUUAACAGUUUGUUUCAGUCAAGUGUUCGUCCUGUUGCUGAAAUUGCCAUACAUCUAAACCCAUUUGAUCUUAUUUUACAGAUUUGCUCGUGUCCACUGAAAGCACUUGUCAACACAAGUCCAAAAACAAAUCCAUUAUUAGAUUCAGUUUAAACGCAAGUGUAAAACCGUCAAUAAUGAACACAUCCAGUAAAUUCGACCUGCCAGACAGUGAUUUGCUCAAAGAAAUCCCACAGAGUCUCUUGAUUGUUAAGCAAUAAGUGCACUUCUGAACCACUGCGGGGUUUACCUGUGUGGCAAUUUCGAUGUCGAUGAGUCCGUCUGUCUCCAUUGUUUUUCUUUAUGGAUACAUAAUGUAUUGAUGUGCUGCUACUUAGUUGUCCACCUCGCUUUCCGAGUGGAGGUGAGAGCUGCCGUUGGAUGUAAAUACCCUCAGAUUGCCUGAAUCUGAUCAUUCUGUGCCAUGUUGCUCCGACACAAAUCCAGCCCAUAGUCACGUUGUAGGCAGUCCUCUCAAAGAUCUGCUGAAGUGUGUGUAAGAGUUGUCGUCAGCCGUGGAAGUGCAGGGGUCCGCCCGCCACCCACUGCAGCAGCUGCUGAGUUCUUCAAAGUGCUGAUCAGUUCAGUGAGAAUGGGAAACUGCAGCUUCAUGGACCAUGGUUGAAAACCACUGUGCCAACCUAUUGAUGAGCAUGGGCGUAGCUUGUUCUCUCUGCUUCGAUGCCCACUCAUUAAACACAGUUGGAAAUGCAUUGAUACAUAUUUCCCUCGACUAGAAGCUCAAAUGUAGAGGAGGGGGGAGGAGCAAAGACAUCCAAGUUUUGAAGGGUUGUGAUGUGUAAGAAGUUGCUGCCCUUACAGUAACUGAUUGUGUAAAAACAGGUGGAUAAAUUCAUACAAACGUCACGUCUAAAAACCUUUUGAGCAUUUAAGUCCCUUGUAACAGAGUAGCAGUGAUGAUGCACCUCUUGCAAGGCAACGAUUACCAGUCAGAGGAAGCUCAGCGCUCGUUACUUGCAGACAGCACUUUUUGUUUGCCGUUCAUGGUUUCUUAAAGUCCAUCUGAAAUUAUUUUACAUUUUUAUCAGUUUUUAAAGCGCUGAGUUCAAACAAAACCACUCCAGAUCAAAUUGAAACACAUGAAAGAAAAGUAAUUUGAGCCUGACGGUUCGUUCUUGAACAUGGAAACAGCAGUUGACAAAACAGUCUCCAAUAAUGGUCCACUUAUUUGCUUGUUCUGAAGCUUUCAGCUGUAUCACACUGUCUUCAUCAGAGGGUCGCUCAGUUAACAUUGAACUGUGGAUGUUCAAACUUUCCCUGAUUCUGCACCUUAGGCCAUCAAGGACUAAACAUUUCUGCUGUCACGUUUGAACGCGCCAGAAAAUCCAAAAUCCAUGUCAACGUGUUAGUCUGACUGAAAUCUUACUAAAUCGAAUUUCUCAAAGUCAGACUAACACACCCAGAUAAUGUGAUUGGAAGUUGAAUUCCACCUGCAUGUAUACAGUCAAUCAGACCCAAACUGGCUGCGGGCUUUGACCCAGAAGUCGAAGGCAUUAAAUGCGUAACAGAAGAAGCCGGUAACAACAUGGCGAUGUCUACAUCCAGAGCUGUGACUUUUUAGAUGGAUGCAGAGACACAGUUCAUGCUGAAAGAGCUGAGUAUUUUAAAAUACACAGAUGGGAGGAAAACGGAAAAAUGUCCAGUCCUAACAAGCUGAAAGGGGGCAUAUCUCCACCUAUCGUAGCAGAGUCGGGCAUACUUGGAUCAAUAAAUGAUUCCCCUCCUGUGCCUGUAUACUGGGACAAGGACAGUAGUCCAGUUAAAUGGCCUAGUCGAGCUGUAACUGUAGCUCCACUUAACUGUGCAUGUCGGCCGAAAGCUCCAGAGCAAAUGAGUAAGUGGACCUUGAGUGGAGAAACCUUUACAUUUAAUGAACAUUUUUAAGUGCUGUUGCAUCUCUGAGGACAGAAUCUGCUUAUAUUAAAUAAACAUUUAUCCCGUAGCAUUUUAAACUGUACAAAACAUUUCUAAUGUAACAUAUCCAUUCUGGGGAAAGUGACAUAAUCAGUUGUUUCAGGUUUUAUUCUGUGAUUCCUUUGUCAUCCUGUGAGAGACUUUGGUGAGAAUAAAAACCCCAAAGUCUGACAAAAAGCAGGCAAGUUGUGAUGUACCCACCGGUGUAGUUCCACUGUUCAGAGUUGUUCUUGUGAAUGAAGUAUUAAAUAUGUAGAAAUGGUCGGCAGUGGCAGAAUAGUGACGUAUUAUUGUAAAUAUCUCGUGGAGUAAACAAAAGAAGAAAGCUGUCCUGAUAUUCGAAGAAAGCAAAGUGGAUAUCGCUGCUAUUUUAAAUACAAAAAGGGUGACAGACUAUGCUGAAUUAAAUGUUUAAUGUGUACAAAAGUGGCCAAACUAGUAGGGAAAACUGGGGCUUGCCAGGGAAGACCAGGGCCAAGGAUUCAUCUCUCGAAGCCAUGUGGGUUUGUGGGGCAGCAGGGGGCGGGGCGGGGCGGGGGGGUAGCUGUAAACUGAAUUUCAAAGUAUUCCUUUAAGUAAGCCCUGGCUUGACCUGCUGGGCCUUUGGGUGGGAUCGAGACUGGAUAGUAUGUGUAUUCCAUUAGCAGUGUCAUUCUCUGGGACAUUAGCAACAACAAAAGCUCAACUCAACAGCACCUCUGGUAUGCCUCUACUGGGACAACCUUCAUUCUGUCUUAAAGUCACCAGCAGCCUUGUACUUUUUCCUUUCAAAACCCAAGAUGACUUAACUGUAAAAAGACGUUUGCACCCAGCUGUUUAUCUCUUGUGGUCUUUAUACAGCAGUCUCUCUGUCAUUGAUUCUUUCUUGCCUUUCUUUCUUGUCAUUCCAUGUUCUCUAAUUGACUUAACAGAUAUCUCCGAGCUACAAGGGCCACGCUUCACUGCAGCCGGUUCCCCGGCUUCACAGCUUCAUACCGGGUGAACAAACUCACAUCCAUCCCUGCCCACUUUUUACCUCUCUAAACUCACAUCUUGAGGCCGGCGUAUGUUUGAAACAAAACUAGUUGGUUCGACACAAUGAAUCGUACUAAAGUGGAUCACAGCUCGUUCGUUCAGACAGUCCUUCCUCAAAGACGUUCAUGGUGUUGCAUGACUUCUGGGUCCGAUGUCGAUAUUAGGGAGAAAAAAACAUCCCAUAUUGGGUGUUGGUGUGUCUUCCUCAAGCUCGGGUCCUCUACCAGAGGCCUGGGAGAUUGAGGGUUCUGCGCAGUAUCCUAGCUGUUCCUAGGACGACGCUCUUACGAACAGAGACCUCAGAUGUACCUGGAAUCUGCUGGAGCCAUUCUCCGAGUUUGGGGGUCACAGCCUCCAGUGCUGCGAUCAGGUGUUGAGGGACCAGGGCUACUGAACCAAGACAUUAUGAAUAUAUAUAAACACGCUGAUUUUAUCGGCCGACCUAUAUCAAGUAACUGAUAUACGGGCCCUGUUGUCCGGCUUCAGUAAACAGUAAAAAAAAACAAAAAAAACAGAAGGUAUAUUCAAAAUUGACGCCACAGAACCACCAAUUGUUAUUCUGCACAUUCGUCCUUGUCAGUACCUGGCGCCUACAUUACCCACAAUUUGACCACCAACAGUUCAGUCACAGAUUCCAAUGUGUUAUGCUCGUAGCAGCAAAUACAUCCUGGAGCCUGCAGCAGAGUUGAGCAGUGGGCUACAGAGGUCUGCUAAGAGCACUUCUUUCUAACACAUCUCCAGAUUAUCAAACUUGUGGUCUUCAAACCCAACUACGCCAACUCAAAUGCCACAACCUGAGGACCUUAAGUGCUGCAUCAUAAGCAACUAGACUUCUUCGGUUCAGAACUGCUUCAGAACUGAAGAAGCCUCUCAGUUGAGAGGGGUAACGUCUUCAAGAUAUUCAAGCAAGUCCAGUUGCCUGUGAUGUAGCACUAAAGGUUACCAUGACCUGGAUGACUGAGAAUCUUAAUCUACACAUUACUUGAGGACAUUGGUCAGACUAAGAUAAGUUCCUCUAAAAGUCUUGUCUGGAGUGCUUGUUGGACGGCAAAAUGUGUCUGAAACUCCUCUCAUACAUCUUACCAUUGUUGAAUUUGUACAUUUCUGAAAAAGCUGAUCGGACGAACACCAUGAAGGACUGUCUGAAAGUGUACGCUAUUAUCUCCGUAUAUUCACAAUCGUCUGUCUUGCCUCUCUGUCUGACAGCAGGCUUUUCAUCCCUGCUGCCUUCAGGCGGAGCUGGGCAAUACAAACUAGCGUGUUUGAAACAUACGUCCGCCUUCAGGUCACAGAAGGGGCCGUGCUGAAGGCCGUCUCUGCUUUUGUUUGGAAAGAUUCAAAUGGAAACUGUAAAUGCUGUUUUUUUUAUUUGUGGGUUAUUUGGGUUUGGUAAACAGUUUUUGCUUAGGUAUUUAGAUGACUCUGGGGGCCGUGACCCAUUUUAAAACUCUGCGAUAAAAACCCGCUUUACCUCCUCUUUGAGAAUCUUACCUUGCCUUCUCUCUCCUUAGCUCAGAUUAAAGAGGGGAGGAGGUCUCUGUACACUGUUGAUAUGCAGCCACCGUGCAAUUUCAAACCUCGGUUCACUGGUCAACACAGUUGAAGGUUGUGAACGGGAGCAGCAGCGCGGCUGAGCCCUUUUGUGACUCAAACCAAAUAACAGAUGCACUCUGUUUGUCCAAUAUGCAGCCUUUUCAUGCAUUUCUUUUUACGCCAGGAAAAGUAGAGGACGAGCAGCUCUUCUCUGCUCCGUGUGCAGCGAUGGAGGGCCAAAAACAGGGAGGUAACACAAACUAUGCCAGCAGCUCUACGGCUUCGAACCACGCACUGAGAAAUUCCCACAGCUGUGAAUGUAUCGGCCCUCUCAGAGUCUCCAGCCAAUCCGAGCACAACCUGCGUAACUCAGCCCCACCGUCGCGGCAGCAACUUUGUGAGCAUGCAAAUAUCCGGGUCUGUUUCUAUCUAUGUCUCUUUCUCUUGUUAUGCAAAGUCCGGGCCAAUCGUGUCUGCCCACUCAGUCCCUCUGGAUCACACAGGUUGAACAACCUAUCUAUGCUAGCAUGAUCCACACACUGUGACGAGGAACGCGUCAGGGCCAAAGGAUUAUCACGUUCUCCCUUCACGGUCGCCCUCCAUCGUCAGAGACCCGCUGUACGGUCUCUGUUGCAGUGGUCAGAAGCCGGGGGAAGUGUUGGGGCAGAUGUGACGAGCGGUUUGAGUCACUUUAGGGUUCGGUUGUCUCCGGUUCGAUGCUGCAGUGAGGCCUCUGUGGCAACAAGGGUAGCAGAAAGCUUUAUCACGUUUUAUUUGGUGCCUAAGUUUGACAAGAUUUCUUUUACUUUUCACCUCGAAUGACAAGACUGCAUGUGAUUGUGUCUGCAUUGAUGUCUGCAUUACCUGCUUUAUAGAUGUCAUCCAAAAGCUGAGAAGUAUCUUAAAAAGCAUAAUUAACAUAUUAAAAAGGUCACUUAAUCAAAAAGAAAAUACCUCCUUUUAAAGACCAAUGUGUUUUACCUCACUGUAUAUAUAUUCUCGAUUUGUUUACUCCAAGUUUGCAAUUUAUCUUUCUCUUUUGUUUCUAUGAAAUGCUUAAAAAAAGUUGAAGAGAAUAUUUUGUUUUCUUUUCGACUGUACUUUUUUUGUCAGAUGGCAUUGUAUUGUGUUUGUGUUGUGCCCAAGCAGUAUACUAUUCCUCCUUUACCAUGCUCUGUAUAUGACCUGUUGGUUGUGUUCUGCGUGAGCUGUACAGUCAAAGCGCUUUACAAAUGUCCAAGCCCCCUUCUGAGCUCUGGUACAAAUGCCUUGUUCAAUAUGUUCUUUUGUUAAAUGAAAAAAAAGAAAAGAAGAGAAAAGAGAGUCAAAGUGGAGGUGGAGGAGGCUGGAAGUGAGGGAGGGACUGUAAAGCCAAAACCCCUCAACAAGCGCUGAACCCUCCUCACCUCGGCACUCUUGGAUUUCUAAACAUAUUAUAAUCUUGACUUUUUUAUAUAGUGUGUACAGAUGAAUGAGAGAUCAACAUAGGAACUAGAGGAUUGACACUUAUGUUAACUUCUAACAUAGCUGGAGUAGAAAAUGGUGUGAAUAAAGAAACAAAGUUUCACUACA